ACUGUCGGCUAUUCCGCCGCUUGGAUUUGUCCACGUUCUUCAGGAAAAAAUACUUUUCAAGAUUUCCAGAUUGUUCUCUCAGCUGAGACCAUUUAUUUAUUGUAGGACCUUUCUCCAGAUGGGCAGUCAUUUUGAAUUGCGGACUUCCCAAAUGAGUAUUAAUCGUGCCUCUGGAAUGGAAAGGUUGAACAAUCUAGAAUCUCCUCAGUUGAGUGAAAACGUAACUGCUGUAAUCCGUGAUCUGGGUGAAAGCAAUGUGAAACAGGGUGGCCAAACUGUUAACAUUCCUCCACUAUGCAGAAAUCAUGCAGGGGGGAAAAGAAAUCCAGACUACCAUCCUGCCUCAGAACAGUUUGGAAACAGUUGUAAUUGCUUGAACAGCAGUGUACAAGUCCAAGCACCAGAGAAAGUGACUCUUGUUGUAGAUGGCACUAGAUUUGUGGUAAAUCCCCAGAUUUUCACCGCUCAUCCUGAUACAAUGUUGGGAAGAAUGUUUGGACCAGGACGAGAAUAUAACUUUACUCGGCCAAACGAGAAGGGUGAAUAUGAAAUUGCAGAAGGCAUCAGCUCAACUGUCUUCCGGACUGUGCUGGAUUAUUACAAAACUGGAAUCGUUAACUGCCCUGAUGGGAUUUCUAUUCCUGAUCUCAGAGACACAUGCGACUAUCUUUGUAUCAACUUUGACUUCAACACAAUCAAGUGUCAGGAUUUAAGUGCAUUGUUGCAUGAACUGUCUAAUGAUGGGGCUCACAAGCAGUUUGAUUGCUAUCUGGAAGAGCUCAUCCUGCCUAUAAUGGUGGGCAGUGCCCAGAAAGGAGAACGCGAGUGUCACAUUGUGGUAUUAACUGAUGAAGACAUUGUGGACUGGGAUGAAGACUAUCCACCACCGAUGGGAGAGGAAUACUCACAAAUUCUCUAUAGUUCGAAGCUCUACAGAUUCUUCAAAUACAUUGAGAAUCGGGAUGUUGCAAAAACUGUUUUGAAAGAACGUGGCUUGAAAAAUAUUCGAAUUGGCAUUGAAGGUUACCCAACCUGUAAAGAGAAAGUGAAGAGGAGACCUGGAGGGCGCUCCGAAGUCAUUUAUAACUAUGUGCAACGCCCAUUCAUCCAGAUGUCUUGGGAAAAGGAAGAAGGGAAGAGCCGCCAUGUUGAUUUCCAGUGUGUCAGAAGUAAAUCUCUAACAAACCUUGUGGUUGGUGAAGAUGUAGCAGAAGAUCAGGAGGCUGUGCUACACCACCCUCCCCAGGUGGAUGAACUUGAUAGAUUAAAUGCACCAUUUUCUCAAAUGAAUCCUAAUGAUCCUGCAGAGUAGUACUUUGGAUAAGUGUCAAGUUCUCUCAAAUGGAUUUGGCUGAUCUGCUGGGUCAGGACUAAAUUCCCAGAGCACUCUGUCACCAGUCAUCCCACAACUGACUCUCUACAUACAGUUGCUUCAAGUAAAGAGGACCCCAGUCAUCCACCAAAGAAGAUCUGGACUCUGGGGACUGGAUUUAAGACUGAGUUAUACCUCAUCCUGUCAAAAGCAAAACUAAAUCUUCCCAUUUCUUGCAAUGUAAAUACAUAUGCAAUUCUAUCUCAAAGCUCAGCAGCAAUUGCUCAGUUACAAAAAUACCCAAGUAUUGCAUCAUGUAUGACUCUACUAUAGUAGUACAAUUGUUAUCGGUGAGAACAAAAGAUUAUGAAUUGGAUCCAGAUUGGUCAUUCGGUGAACUGAUGGGCUCCUUUUGCUCAUGGAGAACUUUGAGAUCCAGUGAAGGCUCCCUGCUGAAGCAAAGGUACAGGGAAAUUAUCUUUAUCAAUUCCCUUUUCCUUCUCAAGCUUCCUGUGUUGCCUCUCUGGCUGCUCCGGAGGAUUCUCCAGCUCUCCAGAACAGCUUUCCAGGAGCCACAGGGAGCUGCAAGGAGAAGGAGGAAUCCCAAACAUCACCUGGCCUCCACCUCCACCAAGAGUGGAAAGCUAAAUGCUACUCUGGAUCAACCCUAUGGCUGUUUUCAAUGAGGGGUGUGUGCAUGCACACAGUGACAGUAUGUAAGAGUUGUUUUUUAGUUUCCUGCUUAGCAGCUCAUAUGCUAAAUCAGUAAAUUGCUUCUUAAUCUCAGGGAGCUGAUGAAAAGGAAAUUAAAAUUCUGGUACAGAGGUGCACACAUUUCUGAGUUCUAGUUUAUACACGGGAAGACAUGAGCUCAGCACAUUGGGAGCUGCUUCUGCAGAAGUCCACAUUAAACGUACAAAGUUGCAUCCUAAAGAGAUGGUAUUAUUCAAGAAACUGAAUGCCAAUCUGCAUCCUAAAAUGCUGCAUUUUCAACUCAGGGCAAAAUUACUCUUGUCUUGGCACAAAAUGUUAAAUUAGUGGAUUCCAUUACAUGUCCUGAAAUGUACACUUUGUGAUACGCAGAUGUGCAAAUUAAGAAAUAUCUCUGUUGACAUGUUGCAUCUCUAAGUUGCUCUCUCUUCUAAGAGUCCCAUAGAUUAGUCAGAAUGCCUUAAGGCUACAGCAAGUGCUAAUUUCUACUGCCAAAAGGGCGAUAGUAGCCUAAAUUGCACCAGAAUUUUCCUAUUCCAACAGCAUAGCCUUGGCAACCCUCCCAUCUGUAUUGUUGCACAGCAUAUGUACAGGUGGGACUGUUUCAGGAGUCUCAUGUUGCCAAUGGAAGCAGAAGUAUUACUGGGUUGCUUCCUUUUGCAUGUAAGAUAACACUGAACGUUUGAAUUGGCUUAGCAAGGGCACAUGCUAUAGGACUCUGCCUUCCCCUCUCCAGAUGUUUUCAACCACACCACUCAGCAUUCCUGACCAUUGACCAUGCUGGUCAAAGCUGAUGGGAGUUGAAGUAAAAAAUAUCUCAAGGGCACAAGUUGGGGAAGGCUGAUGUAGGCCAUGAGAGAAAAACCACAUAUUUAAAUAUAUUCUAGUAUAGCCUUCACCAUCCUGGUUCCCUCCAGAUGUUUUUGAUUUAAUCUCCAUCAGCCACAGCCAGCAUGUCCAUUGGUCAGGAAUGCUGGGAGAUGUAGGCCAAAACAUCAGGAAUACACUGGGUUGUGGGAGGCUGCCCUAGUAUAACAAAUUUAUGUGGGGAAAACUUACAUAUCUUUCAUUGUUGUGCUACCUUUCCUUUUGCAGUGAGAUUUUUGAUGGAUGAGCACAGAAAACAUGCAGGUAGAGUCCAGUGGGAAAUGCAAGAAGAGUGCACUGCAUGGCCUUUCUGGGUAAUGGAAUUGGUUCUAAUAUAGGUGCAAAGAGGGAGGGGACACUAUAGCUUUGAACUACUUAUGCUAGCCUAUAAUAUAAUAGCAAGCUGCUUUAAAAGCUGAUGCAGGAUAAUUAUUUAUAUUCUCUGAAACAGAGGGAAAAUGUUGUUUGAUAUGCAAAUGGAGAAUCUUACUAUGGAAGAAAGGAAAUACAGCCCUAAAACAUGUCUUGGAUUCCCGCAACUUAGGAUUUUAGAACAGGUAACAUAGCAUUAGUGUGCAGUCAUAAGACCCACAAUUAAUUACAAAUGUGCUUUCAAUGCAUGCAAGCAGCUCUAUCUUGCGGACUCAGAAGGGCAAAAAGGACUGGUUGCCAUCAGUUUGGGAUCACAAUGUAGGAAUCAAGCCACCUGAUUCUACAAUAUAUUGGAGAGGGUUUUGUUUUCAGAAAAAGCAGUUUACUUUCUGGGAAAGAACUGCCCAAAGUCAGUAUUAUCUUCAAUGAGCUCAUGGUCUGUCUGUCCAUUCAACCUUUGAUUAAACUUUCCAGUUUUAUUGUUAAGAAAGAUUAAUGGGCCUUAGUAUUAGCACACUGUUGUAGAUAAAGUAGACUUACAGUACAAUCCUAUACAUAUUUACUCAGAAGUAAGGCCAGCUGUGUUCAAUGAGGCUACUCUCAGGAAAGUAUGCAUAGGAUUCCAGCCUUAGAGCUACUGUAAAGUUUCUUUUAAUGGAAGAGCCAAAUAUUUAGUAAUAUUCAGACCUAGCUGUGAUUUUAUUUAAUCAUCCAGUGAUCUUUUCACAAAAGUGCCUACAGAAAGGUUUUUCAAAGGCAUACAGAGGGACCACUUCUGCUAUCAAGCAAGGUGAGGUGGUCUACAGUCCCUUUGUUCUUUUUGAAGGUAUCCUGCUACUAUGUCUGCUAGGAUGCUUUAAGCACCUACCAUUUAAAUGGUUCAUGCAAACAAAAACAUGAAAUUGCAUAUGAAUGCUUCUAGUACUCAACAAUUGAAAGAUGAAAUCAAAUUGGGGUAAGUACAGUAUCCUGAGCUAGCAAAGUGUGCCGGUCUCACUUUAGUGGGACUUGCUCUCACACACAAAUGAAACAUUUACUUAAAAGGCGAAUCACCAAUACAAAAUUAAGUCUGUUUUAAAACUGGUUUGACCCGUUUUUCCUUUGCAGAAACGAGUUAUGUGGGGAUAAUGAGAAUUGUUGAUAAGAUCUCUAACAACCUAGAGAAAGCUAUGAAUGUUCAAGUAUAGCUUAAGGAAGAAAAAAUUACACGGUAACAGUGUUUGCCACAACUACAUUGGUGUUUCCAAGAGCAACUGCAUGUAAGACAAAUACGUUACUAAACAGGUUCAUGCUGAGAAGUCCCAGGAGACUAUAUUACAUUUGCUGCAGCAGACACUAGUGCAUGCACAGCAAACAUAAUAGGUUAGAUCCAGAUUUAGUCACACUUUAGAUUAAAACCAAUCCUCAUUAUUUUAACUCUUUAGUGUGGAUCCAACCCAAUAGCCACAUAAAAUAUGAAGCAGCUUUUAAAACAGUAUUCUGAGAACCAAGACUUAAAUUUGAGUGCUUGAACAUGGGGCAUCACAAUGAAUGGAAGAGUACCCAUUCCAAAUAAAGCCAAGAUGACUGGUAGAUUGAGGGCACCUUUGCAGGAUUACAUUCUCCCACCACCCCAAUUUAGCUAAGAGCUGAACAUGCAGAGAUGCAGUACAUAUGCUUCAAAGGUUAUUCACUUAUGUUGCUUUCCCAAAGAAAUAGAAUAUGUUUACUUUUUAUGUGAAGCAAGAAGAUUUUUUUAUAUACACAGCAAAGUCUACUGGAGUUUGGGUAAUGGAACAUUUCUGAGAAGGGAUUACAUCACAGGGUAAUAUAUUACUUCUUUCUCCAUUAUCUACCAUUAAAGAACAAAUACAAGUUUCUCAUUUUAUUUUUAGUCCAGUGUUUACAAGACAUAGUCUGUAGUUAGUUUUCUGCAAAUGUUUACAUGCUGUUGCAUAUUCUUUAUUAAAAUGGUUUUUAUCUU
Elgaria multicarinata webbii is the source of this 5225-nucleotide messenger RNA. RefSeq names its product potassium channel tetramerization domain containing 20 (gene KCTD20). Gene Ontology annotation, cellular component: cytoplasm. Gene Ontology annotation, biological process: positive regulation of phosphorylation. The record is from RefSeq and is a predicted model, not a curated record. Gene Ontology annotation, molecular function: protein binding. The coding region runs from base 119 to 1312 and encodes 397 amino acids. The transcript has 8 exons. NCBI's taxonomy places the organism in Eukaryota, Metazoa, Chordata, Lepidosauria, Squamata, Anguidae.